Molecule: messenger RNA, 1698 nt
Organism: Lytechinus variegatus (green sea urchin)
Lineage: Eukaryota; Metazoa; Echinodermata; Echinoidea; Temnopleuroida; Toxopneustidae
Gene: pus3
Product: tRNA pseudouridine(38/39) synthase-like
Exons: 14
Coding region: 38-1450 (470 amino acids)
Biological process (GO): mRNA pseudouridine synthesis; tRNA pseudouridine synthesis
Cellular component (GO): nucleus; cytoplasm
Molecular function (GO): pseudouridine synthase activity; RNA binding
Source: RefSeq, a predicted model, not a curated record
GUCUUUUGGUUUUACGGACUAAGUUUUGAAUAAUUUGAUGAGAUUGACAACAGUCAUCAGGAUGGCAUCUCAAAUGAUUAGUAAGGAGCUUGUUGAAACGUUGAAGAACAAGUUGAGUGCCGAAGAAUGGAGAAAAGUCAGUGGUAUCAUUGAACAGUCUCAGGGUUCACCAUCAAGUCCAUCAUUAGUGACUGAUAAUGAGAGAAAAAAAGUCAAGAAGAGAGGAAGGAGCUCAAAAGCUCCAAGACCAUUUGAUUUUACAAAAUACAACACAAGGCAUGUAGCUUUGAAGAUUACCUAUCUUGGAUGGGAUUAUCAUGGGUUUGUCGUGCAGGAGGAUUCCCAAAAUACAGUAGAGCAUCACCUGUUUGAAGCCCUAACCAAGACGAAGCUGAUUGAGAGUCGUCAGACAUCUAACUACUCUCGCUGUGGUCGAACAGAUAAAGGGGUCAGUGCCUUUGGUCAGGUCAUUGCCAUUGACCUUCGCACCAACUUACUUCAAGGGUUAGGGGUCAUCCAGAGACCAGAUGGCACUGCCCAUGAAAGAACAGCAGGAAACACAACCGAAGAGCUCAAUUAUCUUUUGAUGUUGAACCGUGUUCUACCAAAUGAAAUACGAGUCAUUGCAUGGACACCGGUCGAACCAGGAUUUAGUGCGAGAUUUGACACCCUACACAGGACAUACAAGUAUUUCUUUCCUGCUGGAGAUCUUGACACAAGGCUGAUGAAUGAGGCCUCACAAAAGCUUGUUGGAACCUUUGAUUUCAGGAAUUUCUGCAAGAUGGAUGUCGGCAACGGAGUCGUGAUGCAUACCAGAACUAUUCGAUCUGCUGAGAUAAGAAAGUUAGAUGACAGUUCCAGUGGCUAUCAGAUGUAUGAGUUUACUAUCAGUGGUAAAGCCUUCCUGUAUCAUCAGGUUAGAUGCAUCACUGCUAUUCUCUUCUUGAUUGGGGAGCAUAAAGAGAAACCUGAGAUAAUUGAUCAACUACUGGAUGUAGAGAAUGAGCCGUGUAAACCCCAGUAUCCUAUGGCAGUGGACUUUCCUCUUGUUCUUUAUGAUUGUGCCUAUGAAGGAAUAUCAUGGAUAUACGAUGAAGCCAUCCAUGAUAGAAACAUAACACUAUUCCAAGAAAUGUGGACAGGUCACAUGGUUAGAGCCUCCAUGAUGCGAUCAAUGCUCGAGGGUUUAACCUCUGUUCCGUGUACUAUCCAAGCUAAGGAAUCUAAUUGCUCAGAUGUGGCGAUUCGUCUGUAUGAUAUCAGACAACCUAUUAAGAGGCAGGCUACCAGUCUUGUUGCAGGCUUACCAUCUAAACAACACAUACCACUAUUGGAUAGGCAAAGAGCAGAGAGUCUGGAGAAUCGCAUAGAACAUUUUGCCAAACGACGGAAAGUUGAAGAUGUCCCAUCAGCCAUCAGCAUCGUAGUGACAACCCCAUCAUCGUCAUGAUUUCCUCUUUCUUAUAGAUUGUAUUUCAAGAAGAUAUGCAUAAUUAUUUGUAUAUUCUCCCCUCACUGGCAAAAUUGUCAGUUCUAAUCUCAUUUGGCAUGCCCAAGUUUUUGUUGGGUGGGGGGUAAAACCUUAAAAUCUCACAACUUCACAGUUUGUAGACAGCUCUGAGAAAACUGUUGAGUGUUUCAUGAAACGACUUGUUGGAGGAUGUUUUAUCCGACAGUUACCAUAGUAACAGUGCUUGC